UGCAGCGAUUGAGUUCAUCUGGGUGAACUGCUAUCACGAAAUGGCAUAGCUGACCAGUAUGCUGACCAGCUCUUGGAGCUCCACAGCCUUGGAGCUUCCUUGCAACCCACAAGGUGUCCUAGCGAUACAAGUUGACGCCCCAAGGAGCUAAACAUUACCUCUACGAUAGAUAUUAUUGCUUCAUGCGCUGAAAAACAUUUCUUGGCUGACGUGCCUUCCAUACGGGCUGGCAUCUAAGUUGGCACUGUUUUUGUUUUCAUUUCUCCUCUUACGCAUUUCUAUCAUCCUACCUAUCAUCAGUCUUCGUACCCUACGCGAUGAAGGCCUUUCUCAUGCUUCUGCCAGGCCUCCUGGCAACAGCAAUGCCGCAACGCGCGCCUGUACAGGCCAUCCUAGGCGCGUCUCACAAAAAGCCCGACAAACACGUUGGCGUCGGCCACUUCAGCGAAUGGAGCCGCGCAACCAAGAAAGAAUUCUUGCUCGAUUGGCAAGCUGGGAAGGUGUCGGAAUGGACGUUAGUGCAGGGCAAUGAGGGCGGUGACAUGGACAGCAUGACAGCGGCUUUGACAUGGGCGUACCAUCUCAAGCAUGCUACUGCAAACACAUCGCACCCAAUCAAGGCCAUUGCACUGUUGCAGACCCCAACUCAUGCGCUGGAUCUGAGGCCAGAGAACAAGCUUGCGCUUGCCAAUUCGCAGAUGACUCCCGGACACGAAGAUCUGCUCACCAUUGACGAGCUUCCCGAGGAUCCCGAUACACUUAGCAAGAAGAUCAAGGGCAUUGUACUCGUCGAUCACGGCGUGCCACUGCGCAAAUGGAGAGAAGCAAAGAUCCUGUCCAUCUUCGAUCACCACAAGGACGAGAACACCGCACCAGACGCAAAGCCCCGUAUCAUUGAGAAAACAGCCAGCUGCACCACCAUUGUCGCGCGCCAAAUGCUCGAUGAGCUCGAGAAUCUCGACCAAGAAUACCACAUGCCGCACGAGCUCCUCGAGCUCAUCCUCAGCGCCAUCGCCAUCGACUCCGGCGGCCUGACCAGCGACAAAACCACACCCACCGACACCCUGACUUCAAAGCGCGUCCUGAAGCGCAGCGCCUGGGCGAAAAAGCACCUCGAUGAUGUAAUGGAAGACCUCGACGACCAGCUGUCCACGGCGCAAAAGGACAUCGACGAACUCGAGCUCCGCGACCUCCUCCGCCGCGACUGGAAGGGCGAUCUAAUCGACACGCCCUCGCCGCGCACCCCUACCGUCAGCCUCGGCUUCGCCUCCGUCCCCUACUCCAUGGACGACCAGAUCACGAAGACGGACUUCGCAGAGCUCUUUGACUGGUUUGCCGUGCACGCCGCGUGGACCGCAGAGGCCGGCGUCGAUAUCAGCAUCUGCCUGAACAAGUACAAGAAGCGUGACAAGAAGGGCAAGAAGCAGAAGAUCCGCGAGAUCGUUCUGACUGUGCGCGACGACGUCAGGGUCGACCAGGACCAGGCCGAUGCCCUGUUCGAGGUUGUCAAGCACGCGCUGGAGAAUAACAAGGAGGGGAUUAAGCUCACUCCGUGGCAUCGCGCGAAUGAGCUGUCGGCUAGGCAAAUGGUUUGGACGCAUCAAUCCGACGCCGGCAGGAAGAUUAUCAGGCCUAUCGUCGAGGAGGCGGUCGUAAACUGGGACUGAAGGUCUUCGGUAUGCUUUGCGCGGUUGAUUUUGAGUGGAUUGACGUACCCUGGACAUCUACAGUGAGUUUUACAUAGUUGAAUGUAUAAAUCUUGGGGAGUGUUAGACAACUUCACAAUCUGUUGCAGCUAAGAUGUAAGUUGUGAAGAUAAGGCUGGGUCACUACAACACCUUUUGCACAUGUCAAUAAACAGCU
Dothidotthia symphoricarpi CBS 119687 is the source of this 1863-nucleotide messenger RNA. RefSeq names its product DHH phosphoesterase. The record is from RefSeq and is a predicted model, not a curated record. Bases 318 to 1667 code for a protein of 449 amino acids. Gene Ontology annotation, cellular component: cytoplasm. Lineage: Eukaryota; Fungi; Ascomycota; Dothideomycetes; Pleosporales; Dothidotthiaceae. The transcript has 2 exons. Gene Ontology annotation, molecular function: exopolyphosphatase activity.